GAGACAAGUAUUACAAACGAUCUGAUACUGCAACAUUAUGACGACGAGUGGGAAGAAUGGAUAAACUUACCAGACGAUUUUACUGCCUCGACAAAAAUCAAGCUUAAAGUCAUUUCCAAGCCGUCAGUUCCUGUACAAUUAAACUUUAACUAGGAGACAAAGUCACAUUCCAGUAAACAAGCUACUUUAAUUUAAAGGCUAGCUCAGGCAGCGGGAUGUUGGUUGUAGACAAAACGAAUCAAAUUAAAGAAGUUCAGCCAUUUGAAAGUUACCUGAUUCCAAACCCUCACAGUGCACGACUUCAAAACUAUAAUGAUGUUGUAUCUGUUUUAUACACUGAGUGUUUUACAGAUUUUUCUUCAAAGGAACGAUUCCAACAUUACUUAAUUGCUGAAAGAAGGUGGAGAUUUGAAAUAGAAAGUGAUAUAAACUCUUUGGCUUCAAAACUGGAUGAAAUUAAGAGCAAUUCAGCAAACUCAGAUAGUGGUCAUUUGUACAACAUUCAAAGGUUACAGUCUAUUCCACAUGAUACCAAUUCUGAAGAUGUUUUUCGGUGUGAAAGAGCUAUAGGUGCCUUGGAGAAAUGAUGAAUUCCUCUCAAGAUAUUACAAACAGACUGUCGGAGAAAAGGAAAAAUUGUUAUCUUCCCUCCCUUGAUUUAGUUCCAGGGGGAAAGAGCACAGUAAAGUAUGUUGAAGUAAAGCUUCAAGCCUUAGAGGCAAUAAAGGGAACACUUUUUCACAUGCUGGACAAUGUCAAUACCGUACUUCUUGCCUUACGUAGAAGAUAUGACCAAAAUACUUACACAAAGGCUGAAGAAGUGAGAAGGAGGAGAAGAAUGAAAGAACAAAAAAGAAAGAACAAGACCAAGAAGCGGAAAGUAUUGUCAAGGCAGGCUAAAGAGGUGUGUAAACUUUUUACUGGGAAUGAAGAAAUAGAUAUCACUCAAAAAGCCAGUAUUCCUGUGAUUGACAGUAAUAACCUCAACAGAGAAGCACUUCACACUAAACUGAGAAAGAGAUUUCACCUAGAGCCUCUCAAACAGCUUAUAGAGCAAGGAUAUAUCAGUGACUGUGUUAUAAUUGAGAUAAGACAAGCCAUCGAAAGGUGA
This is a messenger RNA of Porites lobata, 1111 nucleotides long. NCBI's taxonomy places the organism in Eukaryota, Metazoa, Cnidaria, Anthozoa, Scleractinia, Poritidae. The record is from the annotation of a GenBank genome assembly.